Messenger RNA from Cynara cardunculus var. scolymus (artichoke), 1791 nucleotides. RefSeq names its product pentatricopeptide repeat-containing protein At5g66520-like. Gene Ontology annotation, biological process: RNA modification. The transcript has a single exon. Gene Ontology annotation, molecular function: protein binding; RNA binding. The record is from RefSeq and is a predicted model, not a curated record. Lineage: Eukaryota; Viridiplantae; Streptophyta; Magnoliopsida; Asterales; Asteraceae. Bases 1 to 1620 code for a protein of 539 amino acids.
AUGGAAUCACGCAGAUUAUUGAAAUCAAUGGCACGCUUACUUGAUGACUGCAAGAAAAUGAGGGAGCUUAAACAGAUUCAUUCUCAGAUCAUAACAUCACCAUAUUUCUCAAAAUCUGAUAAUCUCUUCCUAAUUUCUCGUCUCAUCUUCUUCUGUGCGGUUUCCUGUUCUGGAUCUCUCACUUACGCUUCUCGUGUUUUUCGAGUCACUGACAACCCUAAUCUCCCUAUAUACAAUGCCAUGAUCAGAGCAUAUUCUUGUCAAUUCAGUAACAAGGACCAUAAACCACACUCCUUGGUUUUGUAUAAGCAAAUGUUGUUGAAUUGCAUUGUACCGGAUUCUAUUACUAUCCCCUUCCUCUUGAAGGAAUGUGGGAGCAGAUUUUAUUUUGUGGUGGGCCAGAGCAUUCAUGCUCAUUCAGUUAAGUUUGGGCUUCACCAUGAUGUGUAUGUGGGAAAUUCUAUGAUUGGUUUUUAUUUUGCAUGUGGGGUUUUGACAUAUGCGUGCAAUGUAUUCGAUGAAAUGUCUAAAAGGGAUAUUGUAUCUUGGAAUUCAAUUAUUAUUGGGUGUUUAAGAAGUGCGGAGCUUGAUAUGGCACUUGACUUGUUUACGAGGAUGGAUAAGAAAAAUAUCAUUACUUGGAACUCUGUGAUCACUGGAAUGGUUCAGGGGGCUAGACCAAAGGAGGCCAUUGAAUAUUUCAAAGAAAUGCUUGUAUCAAGGGAGGACAUGAUUUACCCUGAUAAAAUCACCUUAGCUAGUGCAAUUUCAGCUUGUGCGUCGCUAGGGUGGCUUGAUCAUGGCAAGUGGGUGCAUGGUUACAUGUUGAGAAAUGGGAUAGAGUGUGACAUGGUAACUAGAACAGCGAUGGUGGACAUGUAUGGCAAAUGUGGAAAUGUAGAUAUGGCGAAAAGGGUUUUUAAGGAUUUUCCCAAGAAGGAUGUUUUGGCUUGGACAUCAAUGAUCUCAGUGUAUGCUCUUCAUGGGUAUGGCAAUGAGGCCUUUGAUCUUUUCGAUGAGAUGGUUGCAUGUGGACUGAGACCCAAUCCAGUAACUUUUGGUGCAUUAUUGACAGCAUGUGCUCAUUUGGGUUUGAUAGAGAGGAGUCGUUGGUAUUUCAACAUUAUGAAAAGUGUUUAUCUGAUUGACCCAACGGUCCAACAUUAUGCUUGCAUGGUUGAUAUUCUUGGUCGAGCAGGACUUUUCGAUGAGGCCAAUAGGCUUAUUGCCAGUAUGCCCAUAGAUCCAGAUGUUUUUGUCUGGGGUGCAUUACUUGGUGCCUGUCAAAUGCAUGGCAAUGUAGAGCUUGGAGAAAAGGUUGCUAAACAUUUGAUCAGUUUGCAGCCUCUAAAUCAUGUUUUUUAUUUCACAUUAUGUGAUAUACAUGCCAAGGCGGGUAAAUUUGAUGAUUUGGAGAAUACUAGGGCUCUUAUGAAUGACAGAGGGAUCAAGAAGGAUAUGCCAGGUAGCAGCAUGAUUGAAGUUGAUGGCAUUAUUUAUGAAUUCUCAAUAAAAGGGUCAUCUGAAGUCCUGGUGGAGGAGACUAAGAGUCUCUUAUAUCAGCUAACUGAAGUGAUGAAGGUAGAUCAGGAUACGUUACUUAUACUGAAUAAGCAGUAGAGAAGCCAAGAAGGGGUUGCAUGCUGCACAGUGACAUUUGUUUGAAUUUAUAGCAAAUUGUCUAUUUUAUCAUCUACAUUCACCAUUUUACAGUCACCAUUCGGUGUUGACAUUGAGCCAAGUUUACCAUGUGAGGAGAAGAGACUCAUCCAGUCUGUUUUUUUACCAAGU